This is a messenger RNA of Stylonychia lemnae, 1758 nucleotides long. The record is from the annotation of a GenBank genome assembly. Lineage: Eukaryota; Ciliophora; Spirotrichea; Sporadotrichida; Oxytrichidae.
AUGAUCUUUAGAAAGGAAACCCAAAUUAAAAAGAAUAGUCUCAUCAAUGCUUCUAAUUAGCACUAGUCCCCUGAAAAUCUUUCACUUAAAAACAUAACUAUUGCCUGGAUGAUAUCUGAUUUUAUAGUCUCAGAUUAAUAUGAAAACAAAUCUCAUGGAGAGAUGAAACUUAAGUAAUGGUUUGUAAAAACAAAAAUUAACGCAACAACUGGUGUAUCUUACAAGGAAUUCAGUGAAUACUUUAUUCCGUAUUCCAAAUGUGAACUGAACAAAAACUUUUUCUAUAACAAUCACGUUGAUAUCGAGUUGUAUGGUUUGGAGAAAUUCAACUGCCCUGACUAUAAUAAUUUGACAAUUUAAGGAAGCUGGUUCUCACCUGAAUACACAGCCAUUUAACUUAUAUUUUAAAGAUGUGAAGGGGGUUUUGAGAACAACUGCUCAUCUGAUGAAGAUUUCAAAAUGUGGCUUUCUAAGAUUUUCAUUGAAUAGCUUAUAAUCAACACUUACUUUGAUCCUGAUGACUAUGAAAAUCCGAUCCACUAUUUCUUAGAGGAGACCUAUAUAUCCUUUUAAUACGGAAGAAGUGUUCUGACAAAUUUGUUCUUUAAGAAGAAUGAGAUCAGGUUGUUUGAUGAUUAUUUCGGGAUGUUCCCAAAUACUAAAGUUGAUUAUCACUAUUAAAAGUCAAAGAUGGAAUAUCAAACAGCAGAUGUGAAUGAAGGUCCAGGCUAGGGUAUCCUAUAUCUAUAGGAGAUAAAGAUUGACUAAGAAUAUGAUAUCUAUGAAAGACAUGUAUACUCCUUUUAAAAUCUGCUCUAAGAUAUUGGUGGAUUCUUUAAUUCUUUGUAUUUUUGUGGACUGAUUUUUUAUUCUUAGAUUAGAAACUCUAUAUUUUACACUGAGCUUAUAUCUAGAUUGUAUCAGGUCGAACCAAUAUUUGUGAAUUUGAAGACUAAAACUUUUACAAAUUUUUCUAGCAGAAGAUUGCAGCAUAGAGACAUUACUUAAUCAGAAGCAUCAAGUUAUUUUGUAAAAGAACUUAGGAGAUUUGGGAAUAAAUUAAACAUGACUUUGAUUAGAGGAUUGCUCACAAAUUUAAGGAAUAGAUGGAGAUUAAAGUAUAAAUGCUGCGAUAUCUUCCAAGUCUCAUUCAAAGGUCUUUAAAAUUGUCUAGUUUGCAAAGAAUUUUAGAGUAAUAGAUCGAAGCUAUUGAAUGAAUUAAAGUCUUAAGUUUUUGAAAAAGGUUAAGCUCGAGUGAUAGAAGAACUUGACUGUAUCAAUCUGCUAUCUAGGAUGAGAUAAUUUGAUUUGCUUUUGUCUUUGCUAUUAGAUGAUAGAUAAAAAUACAUGAUUAAUUUUUAGAAAAAUAAUGUAAUUUAAAAGCUUGAUCUGCUUGAUUAAAAAGUUAUUUUAGGAUUGAUUACUAAAAAUCCCAAUAAAAUUAUUGAUAGACAGGCAUCAUUCAAGGGACUUAUUAACGCUAAGACUAAGAAAACAAAGGAAUUGCCCUAAGUUUCUAGUGAAGACUCUAGAAAGCACAUUUCAAAUUGGUAGUUCUCUGAUUUAUCUAACUAUUAGAAGAAUUAAAUGCUAAAUAAAUUAGAUCCGGAGUUGGCUGAUAAUGAAUUAGCCCAUAAGUUGCAUAAGUCAUGUGAAAGCAAUAAAAAUCUCAUUUAAAAGUUAAAACUUGAUAGCAUUUGUGAUGAAAACAAAAUAGAUGUGAUGGACUAAUCAUAUCCUAAUCUAUUAAACACAUGA